Molecule: messenger RNA, 1301 nt
Organism: Aethalodelphis obliquidens (Pacific white-sided dolphin)
Lineage: Eukaryota; Metazoa; Chordata; Mammalia; Artiodactyla; Delphinidae
Gene: NKG7
Product: natural killer cell granule protein 7
Exons: 3
Coding region: 573-1157 (194 amino acids)
Cellular component (GO): plasma membrane
Source: RefSeq, a predicted model, not a curated record
UCCUUUUAUGGAGACCCUAGAAUUGGGGCCCCCGUCUGCCAGAACGGAAGGUUGCAGAACCCACAGGAAAGAAUGAUGCAUCCCCCAACGGUCCCCUCUGGCUACACCUCCCCCUCCCAUUGAACUCACACCCUGGCCUCACUCACCACACCCCACCUCUGGGCCUCCCAAGCCUCUCUCUCACCUCUUACAGGAAGCCCCCUCUGGUGUGGAGGGCUCCGAGGGCAGGAGGUAUGGAAACGUCUGUAGAGACACACUCUACCCACCCAAACCACUGACAAUGUGACACCUCCAGGGCCCUCCCCCCACCAUAUACUGUGAGGAGAACCUCGAGGGGUGGGGGGCGGGUGCCGAUGCAAGCCGGGAAGAGAGGAUGUGUGACGAGUCAGCCGCCACGAACUGGGUGAGACCAAACUAGUCUGAUCUGAAGGACCACAGGUCCCCCAGCUGCCCCAACUGCUUGACUCUCCCAGGAGUCCGGGGGGCAGAGCUUCCUCCUUUCUCAGAGACCCAGGAAUCUGGAUCACCAGGCUUUUCAUCACCCGGGACCCAGAAACCCAGCCUUCGCCCCCAUGGAGCCCUGCCGGUCCCUGGCCCUGCUCACUAGCUCCCUGGGCCUGUUGUCUCUCUUGGUGGCUCUGAGCACGAAUUUCUGGUUUGUGGCCGAGGGGCCCAGCUCCUCGUCUCACUCGGGCCUCUGGCCAAGGGGAGAUCAGGGCUCAGUAGAAGGCUAUAUCCGCGUGACACAGAGCUUCUGCAUUCUGGCUGUCCUGUGGGGCCUGAUCUCUGUGAGCUUUCUGGUCAUGUCCUGCAUCCCUUCACUGUCUGCCGCUGGACGCGGCCCCAUUGUCUCGACCUUCAUAGCCUUUGCCGCAGGUAAGGACUCCGGGCUGCGCUUGGGGCGCUGGGACCUGGUGAGUUUUCGCGGAGGGGCUGAGCCAUCCUUCUUGUCUCCGUCCCCAGCCCUCUCCCUGCUAGUGGCCACAGUGGUCUACACUAUCGAGCGGUGGAAGCAGCCUGGACACCCCCAGAUCGACUCCUUCUUCUCCUGGUCCUUCUACCUGGGCUGGGUUUCAACUGUCCUCUUUCUCUGUGCAGGUGGCCUGAGUCUGGGAGCUCACUACAGGGCCCACCGGCCUGGCUAUGAGGCCAUGUGAACCACAGGACGGCUUUGGCGCUCCAUUCUCUGAAGGCGUCAUCAGGAACCAUGAAGACAGCUGGCUCUCCUUCUUGCCCUGACUCCCAGCGUCUGCAAGCUCUUUCCUUUGUGUCUUCAUUCAUUCAAUAAAAAUUUGCUGGGA